Ambispora gerdemannii is the source of this 990-nucleotide messenger RNA. The record is from the annotation of a GenBank genome assembly. NCBI's taxonomy places the organism in Eukaryota, Fungi, Glomeromycota, Glomeromycetes, Archaeosporales, Ambisporaceae.
AUGGGUUCGCGAAACGAGAUAAGAUCACUGACAGGUAGAUGCGAAGAAGACGUUGUAAGAUCAUCAAUAGGUAGACGUGGAGGAGGCAUUGCAAGAUCACCAAUAGCCGAUCCCAGUGAAUCAAAAAGCGGGCGAGAUGGAGAAAUUAUCUUUCUAAAAGAGAUCAUGAAUCCUAGCUAUUACACUUUACGUUAUCUUAAAGAGCCCGAAACCCAUUGUUUUCCAAACAUUCAACUUUCUAACAGUUUAACUAAGACGGAACAUGAUGCAAAUUUCCGUAAACUUAUGCUUCACGCUCGUUAUUUUCAUAAAAAAAUUUUAUGGGAAGAAUUUUUAGUAUUAGAACGAUUGUUUUAUAAAAAUAAAAACCAACACCAAAAGUCUUUUUACUUUCGUAGAGUAGCUGAAACUCGGCGUAUUUUACAAAGACUGAAAGAGCUUGACCUUGGGCAGUUACUGACCGAGCUUGUUCACUUGUUUUAUGGUCAAAAAAGUAAAAAAGCAAAAGGACAAUGGGAAUUUAUACCAUCACGAGAGAAGAUAUUUUAUGCACUCGAUCGAUUGGCAGGAGGUGCAAUACUUAUGAAUAAAGCUUUAAAUGCAUAUUUUGAUACAUUCUGUGAAUUUCAUAUUCUUUUAUCAAGAAUGGAAUUUAUGACCUUAUCAUUGGCGAUGUUAUCAUUAUUGGCAAGAUUAUACAUUUUAACACGUGCUUGGCUAGAUGAAGUCAAAGAAUGUUUCAAUUUACUGAGGAAUUGGGCAGAUUGUUUUCCGAUUUUAUCAAAUGCUCCAAAAGAUUUAGAAUUGUAUAGUGGUCUGAAUCUUCCAUGUGCGUUAGAGAUUAAAGAUUUAUUAGCAAUGAGAGAUUCACAAAGUAAUAAUAGAAUUAAUAACAGCUCAACUGCUUUUGAAAUGAUGAUUAACGAAUUGAAGUCGAAUAACGAUAACAUUUAUAAAGACAAUAACAAUAAUAAUAAUAAAAAACUGUAA